AUGCAUACAACAUCAAAUAUCAUUGAUGACGAUGAUUAUGAAACUUAUAACGAUGUUGAAGAUGACACCAUUGAUGAUAAUAAUAAUGAUGUAAAUGUAAUUGAUACUGAAGAUGAAGAUAAUACAA
Messenger RNA from Entrophospora sp. SA101, 127 nucleotides. Lineage: Eukaryota; Fungi; Glomeromycota; Glomeromycetes; Entrophosporales; Entrophosporaceae. The record is from the annotation of a GenBank genome assembly.